Molecule: messenger RNA, 629 nt
Organism: Porites lobata
Lineage: Eukaryota; Metazoa; Cnidaria; Anthozoa; Scleractinia; Poritidae
Source: the annotation of a GenBank genome assembly
AUGGUAACGCAGUUGUCUACAGUCAAGUGGGUCAGACGGUUGAACAUGAUAAAAGCACUGUACCACAUGGUUUUCUUGAACCCGAAGAAGGGUAUAGGCUCAGUGUUGAUGAAGGAAACACCCAUGUCAUUGCCACGGCAAUAUCAACGGUCAGCAAUGUAGUUCUUACCGGUGAGAGCGAUGGAGGUAUCAACGUUUGGGACAAUACCAGUGGCCAUGUUCAGUACACUUUCUUUUGCGACGACGUCGAUUCCUUGUUUAUUACAAAAGACGGACGAGUAGCAUUUUCUAACUAUCGUUCUAACAAUCGCAACAUUGAUGCUUGGGACUUAAGCAAUGGUUCAAAGUUAGCUUCCUUCACCUCAGACUGGAAACCUGAACGAAUUGUGAUAUGCGGCAGCCGCCUUGUAGUUGCGAAAGCGGACAAGCCAGAGUUAAUGUCGCUACGCCCACACAUUCCCGGAUAUACAGAAGAUGUCGCAAAUGAGGAUGGUCAUUUCAUGGAUUGUCCCUUGGAAAGUAAGAUGCAGCCCCAUUUGGAUAUUGCAAGUGGUGAAGAUGAAGAUGAAGAUGAAGAUGACGACUUUGAUCAAACUGACAUUCAGAAAACAGAGCUAACUAAGAAGGCG